Fusarium sp. VM40 is the source of this 1224-nucleotide messenger RNA. NCBI's taxonomy places the organism in Eukaryota, Fungi, Ascomycota, Sordariomycetes, Hypocreales, Nectriaceae. The record is from the annotation of a GenBank genome assembly.
AUGUCCUCCCCAAAGGUUGCCAUCAUCGGAGCUGGUCUCUCAGGCCUAGCACUAGCACUAGCCCUCCACCAACAAGGCAUCGAGACCAUCACAUACGAGCAACAGAGCGCCCCUCUCGACAUCGGAGGUGCCAUCAUGCUCUCUCCCAACUCCCUCCGAGCUCUCGAUAAGCUUGGCGUCUAUGAGCGCAUGCUGCCUCGGAGUUACAAGUUCAAAGACCUCAACUUCCUAUCUCAGGAUGACAAGCUUGUCGAUGUCUUUGAAUUCGGAAAUGAGGCCAAGUACGGCUACUCCGGUAUCCGAGUCUAUCGCUUCGAACUCAUCAAGAUCCUGCUUGACCUUGUUCGCGAAGCUGAUCUCAAGGUCGAGUACGGCAGAAAGUUCGACAAAAUCGUUAGUGAGACUGAGGACGCAGUGACCUGGCGGUUCACAGACGGCUCGGAGGAAUCAGCUAGCAUUCUCGUCGGUGCAGAUGGAAUUCACUCUCGCGUUCGAUCCUACCUGCACCCUGAUCUUGCACCAAAAUUCACAAACAUGAUUGGUGUCACUGCUGCUAUUCCUACGGCACAGCUCAAGAUGGAUACCAACGAGUACCAUCUGCCAGCAACCUUCAUGCACGACAAGCGCGGUGCUUUUGUCGUUGCACCCCAACUAGUCGACGGUUCUGAAGUUCUCAUUGGCAAGCAAAAGAUCUUUGCCGGCGAAGACCCAGGCCGUGAUGCUUGGAAGGCCAUGAGCUCUGACAAGUCAUGGUGCGUUGAUUUCCUACGCGAGGGAGCGGAGGAUUUCCCUGCCAUUGUUUCAAACGCCACUUCUGAAAUCUCCCCUGAUAAAGUCAACCUCUGGCCCUUCUACAUCCUCCCCAAGCUCGAGGCCUGGGCAUCCAACGACAAGCAUGGCCGAGUAGUCAUCCUCGGUGACGCAGCACAUGCCAUCCCUCCCACUGCCGGCCAGGGCGUAAACCAGGCAUUCGAAGAUGUGUACACCUUCGCUGGUGUUCUGGGCCAGCUAAAGGAUAACAAAGGACAGGGUCUUAACGAGGCUUUGGGUCGUUGGCAGUCGGGUCGACAGGGGCGUGUAGAUAAGAUCAUUGAGCUGAACAAUGAGAUUAACAAGAGGAGGAUGCCUAAGGAGAAAGAUACUGAGACUAAGCCUUUUGAACUGGACUGGCUUUACUCGGUCGAUUUGGAUCAGGCAGUGCAGGACUUUGUGGGUACAAAGUAG